GAGACCCCGAACGGAAAGCGCUGGGAUUGGUUGCUGCUGGUAAUUGUUUUAAACAAGACUCUAUUGUGAUUGGCUAGACAGAGUCAAGCCUGGGCAAGGCUGCUGGUAAAAGGGGGUUCAACAAAGUGGUUGCCCAGGCAACGGAGAGACGCACAACAAGGGAGUAGCCUUCUAUUUGGGGCGCCUAGGCUGUGAUCGGAGCACUGACCAAGAACCUGGGAUCCAACUCAGGCCUUCUUCUACAUUUAGCAAGCAUUCUACCCUUGAGCUACACUCCUAGCUAUAUUUGAAUAUGGAAUCAGAAAAUGCAGAAGCUGAGAAGAUGGAAACAAGAAAUUUGGAAGCAAAACGCGGGGAAGCUAAAAGUGUGCAAUUUGAGAUGCUAUCCUCUGCCUCAGCGCUACAAGCACUCUCCAGUCUCCUGAAUCCUGAAGAAGAGGAUGAUUUUGAUUUUGAACAGGGACAAUGCACAUCUACUAUUAGGGCCAUGGGCCCUGGGAAUAUUGGACCGCCUAAAGCAAAAGAGUCCAAAGCCAUUCCUGAACCCAGGAGUGAUGAAAGUGAGAACAUCUGGAAUCCAGAAGAGGUUCCGGAAGGAGCAGAGCAUGAUGAUAUAUGGGAUGUUCGAGAAAUCCCAGAUUAUGAGAUUGUAUUCCAACAAACUGUGGGAACUGAGGAUGUAUACCUAGGAUUGACAGGAAAGGAUCCUUCAACAGCAUGCUGCCAGGAGCUGGUGGUGAAAAUUAAACUGCCCAAUACAAACCCAUCUGAAAUUCAAAUUGACAUCCAAGAAAUGCGCCUUGAUCUUCGCACUCCUAAAAAGAAGCUGUUAGUAACCUUUCCCCAGCCCGUGGAACCCAACAGUGCUAAAGCAUCCUAUAUCUGGGAAGCUGAAACACUUGAAGUCAGGAUGGCCCUCCAAAGGGAUUUGGAUUUUAAUAUUUCCUGAAACUGCAUGAAUAAGAAGAGAUAGAAAGAAUUCAUGACAAGGAGAAUAUUUUUUUAACCUUUGAAUACUGACUGGUUGUUUAUGUUCUCUUUUUUUCCCUGACAUAUUUUAGAAAGGUUCAGAUUUUUAGUGGUGUUUUGAUCAUAUACAGUCGAAUCUAUUACUGUUAGGAUAUAUGGUUGUUUCAUACAAAACGGUGCUGUUCCAUUUUUAUUGUGAGAGCUGAAUAAAAUAUUUUCAGGUUAACCAUCUAGAUUACUACAUGGUCAAUUGCACAGCAGAGCUAUGAUCAUAAAAUAAGUGAUUCACUUAAAUCAGCAGUCUGAAGCUCUUCAGCUAAUUAAUUACACUACUAUACAAUCUGCUACAGAGGGAUUUGUCAUUAUUAUCACCAGAAAAAUUCAUUUGCUUGCUUUUUCAUUGAUUUUAUCAAAUGAUUUAGGAUGUUUUCAAUCUAGGUCCUCAAUAUUGUUCUGGAACAUAGGAGUAAAAAAGAACUAUAAAUAAUUUGCUGUGUCUUGUGAGACUCAUGUUUAUUUGAAAAAGUAAUAUUUAUAGAUAUAUUUGUAGAUUCACUUUUCUCUCAUUUUUAUCUUCCUAAUUGGACAUUCUUAUUUUUAUAAAUUAUCGCAGAGUUCCUUGCAUUUUCUGUACUAUUGAAUGAGUUUAUUUCAUUAUUGUUUAUUAAAAAGUUAUGUUUUAUCAUUGUUGUAACUUGACAUCAUUGUAUAACUGUGAGAUUGGGAGUAAAUUUUUUUAUUA
Molecule: messenger RNA, 1711 nt
Organism: Mastomys coucha (southern multimammate mouse)
Lineage: Eukaryota; Metazoa; Chordata; Mammalia; Rodentia; Muridae
Gene: Dnaaf6
Product: PIH1 domain containing 3
Exons: 8
Coding region: 293-949 (218 amino acids)
Biological process (GO): axonemal dynein complex assembly; flagellated sperm motility
Cellular component (GO): cytoplasm
Molecular function (GO): protein-folding chaperone binding; dynein intermediate chain binding
Source: RefSeq, a predicted model, not a curated record